Molecule: messenger RNA, 3966 nt
Organism: Schistosoma turkestanicum
Lineage: Eukaryota; Metazoa; Platyhelminthes; Trematoda; Strigeidida; Schistosomatidae
Source: the annotation of a GenBank genome assembly
AUAUUAAAAGGUAUUAAACAUUUUUGGAAACAUAAAAAUGAUGAAGAUAAAGAGAGUGUAUUAUUACAAAAUUCUAUUUUAUUAACACAUCCAACAUUUUUAUCAUUACUACAAGUCUGUUUACCAGAUGCAGAUUUUCUUAUUGAUUCAUUAUAUGAACAAAUUGAAUAUUUCAUCCUAAAUGCACGUAAUAUUGCUGAUCGUGUACCGGAUAAUUUACGUACACGUCAAAUUGUACAACAAUGUUUAAAGUAUCGUUUAAUUUUAAUUGGACAAAAAUUUCAAUCUAUUCAAUCCGACACAGAUAUUUGUUCACGUUGGGCUAUUUUAUUAGCACAAUUAAUUAGUCAUGGUGUUACAGAACCCGAGUCAAAUUCAUCUUUAUUUUUUAUGGUUUAUGAUAUGUUACAAAUAUUAAUACAUACAUUAGCAGCACGUUCUGGUAUUGAAGGAAAACAUUAUCAAUCUGUGGCAAAAAAAAUACGUCGUGAAUUAUCUGAACGUCCACCUUGUUCUGGUAUUGAAUAUUUACGUCCAUUGUUAUUACUUACUAAAGGUUCAUUGACAGUUUUUGUCACUGGACGUCAAUCACGUGUUGGAUCACGUGGUGGUUCAUCGAAUAUCAGUGGAGGAUCACUUGGUACAGGGGGUGGUGGUGGUGGUUUAGGUACUGGAGGUGCUGGAGGAGGUGGUAGUGGUGGACCGGGUGGUGUUGGUUCCGGAGGCGGUAAUAGUAGCAAUAAAUCAAGUCAUUCUAAAGGUUCUGGUAAAGCUGGGAAUAGUUUACUAUUAUCCGGUGGAUCACGAUUUCUCAAUUCAUCAUCUAAUUCUAUGCAUCAUCAAGGUGGUAGUGGUGGUGUUGGUCUUGGCAAUGGUGGUCAACUUAAAAAACCUGGUUAUCAACUAUUAGGCAAAGAACGUUUCAAUCCAUGGGAAAUUUAUGAUCCAAGUAAACAACCUUUGUUAUUAUCAAUUCAUGGUGCAGUAAAUACUGAAUCUGUAUUGUCACGUAUUGAAGAACAAGCAAAUCGUUUAAUACGUCAUGAUCAUUUUCAUCGAAUGUCUCGUCCACCGGAAUUUUAUAUGGUUCCUAUUUAUCCACCAACUGUUGAUGAAGAUCAACCAGUGAAUAAUCGUAAACAAUGUGAUAUUAGAGAAAAUGAAAAUGUUAAUAUUAUGAUUAAUAAAACGAUAAAAACUGAAAAUCCUAAUAUUAAUAAUAAUAAUAAUAUUGAUGGUAUGAAUAAUGUGAUUACUAAUAAUUCUAUAAGUAGUAGUUUAUUCAAAAAAGAUCAUGAUAUCAAUGAUUGUGUGGAUAUAAUGAGAGAGUCACAAUUGUUAUCAUUGAAUGAUAUGAUACAAAUUUCUGAGACAAAUUUAUCCGAUUGUUCCAAUCAAUUUUUACCAAUCAAUAGUAAUAAUAAUAAUAAUCAUAAUAAUACCGUUAUUAAUAAUAUAAAUAUUAGAAAUAAUGAUCUUAAUAGUAAUUAUCAUCAUCAAUCUACCAAUAUCCUAUCAUCAUAUGAUCAAAAGCAUAAUAUUUCAUCGGUUUCCUAUCAUCCUACAAGCAAUUUAAUGUUUACUGAAUCGAAUCCCACGAUGAAAUCUGUUCAUCAAAUUGAUCGUGCUAAUAAUCCUAAUAUGAUGAUGUCCAUGAUGAUGAUGAUGACAACGACAGCGGCGGCCGCGGCAGCUUCGGCGACAUCUUCUGUGUCAACAACGAAUACGGCAAUUAACAGUAGUAACAGUAGUGGUAAUAAUAAUAAUAAUAACAGUAGUAGUAGUAGUAUACAACUUGGACAUGGGAAAUUGAUGAAUGCUAGAAAUGAUUGUGUUGAAAUCAAUGAUACAUCAUUAUCAAUGAAUAAUCAUAUGAAUACUUUUCAACAACCAUCAUCUUCUGUAUCGUUAGGAGUAGGAGGCGUAGGCGGAGCAGGCGGAGGUGGAAAUGUUUGCAGCGGCGGUGUUCCAUCUUCAUCCGCUUCAUUUCAAAUGCAUUCACAUGCACAACAAAUUCAUGCUGGUGGACAUCAUCAUCAUCAACAACAACAGAUACUUUUAAAUUCAAAUCAACCAUCAUAUACUACUACUAUUACUACUGGUACUAGUAGUAAUAGUAGUAGUAGUACUAGUUCAACACGUAAACUACCAUCUCAACAAACUAGUAUAAAUGAUUAUUCUAAUUUAAAUGAAUUCGAUCGACGAUCUAUGCAUAAUGUUAUAAAUCAUGGAAUAACUAUACCAGGACAAAUGAAUACAAUCACUUAUCCUCCUCCUCCUAGUAGUCAUCAACAUCAACAUCCACAUUCUCAUAAUCAACAAAUAGAUAGUAAUUUGCAUAAAACUAAUAAAUCAUUAGGUAUAGAUUAUAAUGAUCGAUUGAUUGGAUCUCAAUCGUUAACACAAUCAUCAUCAUUAUCUCAACAACAGAUUCAAAUGAAUCCAACAGGUGUACCACCGUCUAUAGCGCCACCUCCUUCGAAUAAUAUUCCUAUGCUAUCGACACCAAUGAAUAACAAUGUUGUUACAGGUCAUGUGAUGACAUCAUCAGCGAAAACAACAACAACUAAACGUAAACGUGGAUCUGGACGUCGUGGUGGCGGUAGUGGUAGUGGUAAUAAUGUCACUGAUCGAAAUUCUGUACGUUCCACUAAUAAUGCAACUAGUACUCGUGGUGGUAUACAUCCAACUGGUCCAACGAAUGUUGUUGGCUAUGAACGAAUGAAUAGUAAUAAUAAUAAUAAUAAUGUAUACUCUUAUAAUGUUAUCAAUGCAGAACAACCAAUCAAUGAAUCCAAUCAUCAGUGGACCAGUAAACAAAAUGUUUAUAACAUGAAUGUACUUGAAAUGCAACAACAACAUCCACAACCACAGCAACAAUCGUCGUCAUCAUCCACUCGUGGACAUCAUCAUCAACAACAACAUUUAGCUAAUCUGAGCGGUUUCUUACGUAAUCGUGCUCAACAACACCAUCAACAACAACAACAACAGCAGCAGCAACAACAACAUCAUCACCCGGAACAAUCAUCGUAUGGAUCAACAAGUUUCAAUGAAACUAUCCCUGUUGUUUUACCGCCACAUCAAGGUCAUGUAUUUGACCAAUCACAAUUGAAUAAUCAAUUUAAUCAAUCCAAUACUCAUUUGAUUGAUAAUAAUACAUCAGGUUCAUUAAGACGACAUUUAACAAGUACAAAUAGUAAUAGUGGUGGUGGUAACCUGCCUCGAUCUAUGAUACAACAAUCUCAUCAAUUGUUGAAUCAUCCUACUACUACUACUGCAACUACCAGUGAAUCAUCUCAACAUAUGCCAUCGGGUAUGCCAAAUCCACCACCUUAUCCUAUCAAUAAUAAUAAUCAUCCAUCAUCUCAACAAUAUUCUCUACGUAUUCAUCCUUCUUCUUCUUCAUCGGCGGCGGAUGAAGUUGUUAAUCCUUAUAUGAUGAUGAUGAUGAUGAAUGUGAAUGAAUCGAAUGUUGAUGAACAAUUUAAAAGACAAUCAACCAAUACUGUCAUGAAUCAUCCAAUACAUCCAUCAGCAUCAGGAACACCAGCACCAGCACCAACUAUUAUGUCACGUUCAUCGACAGUUUAUCAUCCAUCUCAAGUCAACCAUCAUCAUCAUCAUCAUAUACCACCAACGGAUAUUCAAUCACAACAACAUCAACAACACCAACAACAGCAGCAUUUAUCUUAUAUACCUUCACAAAUGGAUACACAAUUAAAUCAAUCUAGAUUAAUGCAUUCACGUGUUAUGAAUCAAUCUCAACAGCAACAACAACACCUUCACCAACAACAAUCUCAAUCUGGUCAAAUGAUUAUUCGAUCAGAUCAAAUACCACCUCCAACAACAGCAACACCAAUAAUGAAUACUGGUAAUAACAAUAAUAAUAAUACUCAACAACCUCAUCUAGCCAAUAAUAAUAUACCACAUUCUUCACAUUCACGUUAUACUCCUGGUGGUUAUUAA